UUUAGCACUGAGUGUAAACCGAGAAGGUUGAAGUUGGCCCAGGUAUUGCUGGAUACGCGGAUAUACGCGGACGGACUGCUGCUCGCUUGAGAGGACCUCCGUGACGUGUGUCAGUGACUGAGAACGGGUUUGUGUAAUCAACAGGUAAAUACAGAUGAGCAAGAAGCCUGGCUGCUGCCUGUCUCAGAGAACAUAGUCACAGCGUCCCUGCCCGGGCAGCUCGUCAUGGAGAAGUCCGCUCGACGACACGGGGUGGAUGAACCCGCCGUCAAUCUACUCAAUUUUGUAGACAUCGCUUCUAGUAACAUUAAAUUGGCCUUGGACAGACCCGCCAAAUCUAAACGAAAGGUUAAUCACAGGAAGUACUUACAGAAGCAGUUGAAACAAUGUGGUAACACGCCAUCAGACUCCGCGGAGUCCCCAACAACGGUGCUAACCGACACCAACAAGAGCGCUCUUAAUCGACAAGGUUUGUGCUUCGUCAAAAGCAGCCGCAAAGAAACGUCUCAAGCAGGCCUUCAGCAGAGGUCACUUCAGGCAUUGUUUGACCCUCGAACAUUGCACGAAAAAUGUUGCACGGACCCCGUGAGUAGAUGCCAGUCGGGGGCCAAUAAAUUACCUCUCAGGAAGAGGAACCUUCCAGCCUCCUUCUUCACCGAACCCAGUCUUCACGUGAAAAGACGGUGUGACCCCACGGACAGAAACCCCGCUUACUUCCUGGAGCCCAUAGAAGAGCUCCCACAUACCCCGACGACAGCUUCUCUGCCGAGUUUCAAUAUCAUGUACAACCAACAGCAGUCAUACAAGAAACAGAUGCAGAGCUCUGAAAUAGACACUCGUGAUUACGUGCAGUUUCCUUCGGAAUCUCUCGAAGCUUUCCUCGAACAUACUCAGUUUUCCGAUCUGCUGUCACCCGUCUGUGGAUCUGGGUGGCAAGAGGAUACCGGUUCGCUAAACAGUAAUUCUCCGUAUGGUGCCACCGCCGAGCCCUGCAGCCCACUGUCGUCUUACUCUGACCAUUCCGACCCUGUCACGUCCACCCCUCCCCUCCAAAACAACUCCACCGAUUCCUCCUGGAUGCCCUGCUACAGCUCCACUUCCCUGACAAACUGUAACGAUGCUGUGUUCAGCAAUCAUGGAAUCUCUCAAAUAGACAAUGGCUUCUUGGAAUUCCAGACCCCAGAUCCAAAUUUCAAUACGGAUUACCUCAGGUGUAGUCAACUAGAGGACGGCAACCAUAGGUAUUGUGACAACACCACUCACGAACAAACACUUUUCAACAACGACAACAGCCGGGGUAAUAAUCUGCCGACUUUUCAGAAUGUAUUUUGUUCCAAUGCUGCUUCUAUCCACCGAUAUUCUACCUUGAAUUCUCCCAACUGGCCAGACGACCCUCAGCAACAGAUCUGCUUUUCAUUUGCUUAGACUUUAAUUGCUUUUUCGUGAAUUUGUUCAUGCUGCAGUAUUAUGUACGAACGAAGGCUCGUGCGAGAUAAUUAGAAGUGGUCCUUAGGAACCUGUGAGGCAAAGAUUUGUAUUGUAUCCUGACAGCAUAAGCCAUAUGAGCAUUCUAGAUCAUGUAUUACUUUGGUGAAGUAUUAUGCUAAACUUAACCCACAUUGUCUAAAUACCCAGUUGGCAAUGAUGAAAAUAACAGACAGGCUUGUCUGUUGGGGGACAAAUAUAGUAUGACAUUUGUUGAUAGAAUUGUUCCGUUAUGGUGACGUAAGUGUGGCUCACAUGAUUCAAUACCGCUGACAUCUCUUAUUUUUACUUGCAGACAAAGUCCGUUUGAGAAUGCUAUGUCCUUUAUUAUUUUGACAUGUUGCUGUUUUACAGCGAGCGAAUUUUUAAAUUUUUUUUUUGUCCUGUAAUAACCUCUCAGAUCUUUCAAGAUGAACAUAUCGAGUGUGUAAUAUGUUUUGUAACGAUUACUGGUUUAAUUCAGUAGAAUUGGUAAUUAUAUCUCUGGAUAAAUGCAUCUGAAGAUGCAAUAUUAAGACGGUGAGAAGUAUCUGCCCAAUGAAAUUACAGGUUCGGACCCAGCUCUCGCCAUAGCUCAACUUUAGUCUGAAGAUUUUUUGGUAGCUGGUGCAGGGCAGUGUUUUUUUAAACGGGACACUUUGGUUACCCCCACCUGCAAACCUAAUUGUCGUCGUAAAAGUUAAAACUUCAAAAAGACGAAACAAAUAAAUUACAUUUCCAGAUAGUGUAUAUCUAGCUUAAUUUAACGCUGUCACUCAGAAAUGCUACUUAUAAUUCCAGAUAAUUUGAAAUAACCGUCAUUACCUAAGGCAAUACACAUUUUAAAAGCUAAUAUAAUUGUUUGUGCAAACUUUUGUUGUUUUUGUGCUAUAUGUUUUUUGCAUUUUUCAUACGAUGACCCAUAUAUUUUUAGAAAAAAAGUUUUAGAUGUUAUCCUUUUAUAUAAUAUGUACAUGUAGAUGUUAAAUGUUGAAACUAAUGUAUUUUUAUGAUAAUUCCGUCCAGUCGUAUUAUACAAAACGCAAUGAAUAUGAAGUGUUGCCAAUGAUAAUAAAUUAAAGUUCAUAUAUUAUAAAUGUUUUUACUUAACCUUCUUGUUGGCUAAAUUGCUGCCUGCAUGAUUCAGUUGUUGUUGUCCAGUGUCCAGAUUUAUAUGCCUCCGUAUGGCGUACCAGAGGACUGAUUUCUCUUUGUGUUGCUACUGUUUAAAGAUAUCAGUUGUUUCUGUCGUUAUAAAGCCACUUAUCGUCUUCAGUUAAACGAACUCUAAUUAUAAUUCACACCAUAUUUUAGGAUAUCAAUUGAGAUCGCUGUAGGCCUAUUUU
Liolophura sinensis is the source of this 2810-nucleotide messenger RNA. RefSeq lists its product as uncharacterized. The transcript has a single exon. Bases 226 to 1425 code for a protein of 399 amino acids. The record is from RefSeq and is a predicted model, not a curated record. Lineage: Eukaryota; Metazoa; Mollusca; Polyplacophora; Chitonida; Chitonidae.